UCAACAAAUUUUAGAAAUUUGUUCGCUGUUGCACGUACAUCAAUAAAAUAAUACAACAAAUGUGAACUGUUGCACGUAUUGAACGGUUAAAUUGUUUUAUUUUUAUUAAAAAUAUAUUAUUUUUACGUUGUUUUACUGUUGUUUUAAAAUUUUAAAAAACCCGCUCAACAUGUCAUUAAUACAGUGUUUGUCAAAAUUGACGUUUCUAAGGAUAUUAAAUUGUGAUCAGUAAUAAAUUAGUGCUGCGGAUUAUAACAAGAGUGAGCUGAUUGACGAAUACAUACAAGCCUCAAGAUGCCACUCAUUGAUAAGGUAAUGAAAAUUCAGAAGAGGCUCAGCAAACAUGCCACAGAAACUGGUUACGAAUCAAAACAAAUCAAAAUGCUGAAGGAGUUGGAAAGAAUGAAUAUUGACGUAGAUGCCCUGACUAAGUCCAAAGUUGGGUUGACUGUCAAUCAAUUAAAAAAGGCUUCGAAGAAUGAGGAAAUACUCACGUUAUCGAAGAAUUUAUUGAAAAACUGGAAGGUGAUUCUCGCCAAAGUUAACAGCAAGGCGUCGCCUGAGGCUUCCCCCAGAUCGGGCAAAGAUGACGAUAAAGAAAACUUGUCCCACGAAAAUAACGCCUUGGAAGUCAGCCAGGAUACUGACCACAAACCCCCUAAGGAGAAACCUAUUAACUCCAAUGAACCAAGCGGCAAAGAGCCGAUCGUCAAGGAACCAAUCGACAGAGUUCAAGUGCCAGUAGUCUCCGCACGUGAUUCCGGCGAUCCUAUACGCGAAAAAUUCAAGGUCAUGCUUGCAAACGCCAUCAAAACCAACUGCAAACCGGAGGACUUCGACGGCUGCGCUUCCGCCGACGAACUGGCUGCCGAACUGGAGAUGGCGAUAUUCGCCGUGUUCAAGAACACCGAAAUGCGUUACAGGAACCGUAUCCGUUCCAGAAUUUCCAAUCUUACGGAUCCCAAGAAUCCAACGUUGAGAACCAAUUUCAGAGUUGGGGCCAUCACUGCCGCCCGUUUGGCCGAGAUGUCGGCCGAGGAGAUGGCGAGCGAUGAGGUCAAGAUGCUGAGGGAUCAGUUCACUAAGGAGGCUAUCAAUUAUCAUCAGUUGGCGACUGCCCAAGGCACCAAGACCGAUAUGCUGAAGUGCGGCAAGUGCAAGAAGAAGAACUGCACGUACAACCAGCUCCAGACCAGAUCAGCCGACGAACCGAUGACCACUUUCGUGUUGUGCAACGAAUGUGGGAACAGAUGGAAGUUCUGUUAAAUUUUCAUUUCUUUCUUAUUUUGUAUAAUGUUCUUCGGAUUAUGAGUUGCAUUUAAUAAAUAGUUUCAAAUCUAA
Aethina tumida (small hive beetle) is the source of this 1341-nucleotide messenger RNA. Its product is annotated as transcription elongation factor S-II. Gene Ontology annotation, cellular component: nucleus. Bases 295 to 1266 code for a protein of 323 amino acids. Lineage: Eukaryota; Metazoa; Arthropoda; Insecta; Coleoptera; Nitidulidae. Gene Ontology annotation, biological process: DNA-templated transcription; transcription elongation by RNA polymerase II. The record is from RefSeq and is a predicted model, not a curated record. The transcript is spliced from 2 exons. Gene Ontology annotation, molecular function: nucleic acid binding; zinc ion binding.